This is a messenger RNA of Microcebus murinus (gray mouse lemur), 2964 nucleotides long. The record is from RefSeq and is a predicted model, not a curated record. NCBI's taxonomy places the organism in Eukaryota, Metazoa, Chordata, Mammalia, Primates, Cheirogaleidae.
AUUUAUGACGUAAGGUAACCGAAGGGCUGUUUUGUUUUGUACUUUUUAAAGUUUAAACUCUCUACCAAUUGGAAUCCAGGAAACCAGAAUGAUACCCUAACCUGAUUGAUUUUUUUUUUCUUCUGCAUUUCUGGUAAAUGAGAAAAAGAUGUUUUUUUGUUUGUUUUGUUUUGUUUUAUAAAGCAAGAUAUCUGGGAUCCUUUUUCUUAAAAGUAAAAACAAUAGCAACGUUUCUAAGGGUACUGCACUUUGUACAGACUUGGGGCUUCUGUAUCUGUUGACUGUGCAACAAGAGUGAAUGCAAGAGUGAAUGUUAUCCAUGGAGGUGCAGAGUCCUUAGUAGUCAAAGAAAAAGUUAUUUAAGUCCAAUAUGGUUGCAAAGAUAAGAAAACUGUGCAUACAGAUCUUGGAGAGAUUUCUGAACAAUAGAUAUUGCACACACACACACACUUCUAAAUCCUAAAUUUAUCGUAAAUUAGAAUUAUUUUGUCUUUUUAAUAUUUCGGGGUAAACUGAACCGGAAGAGAAUACUCCUGACUUGUGCAAAAUGGAACUAUCAACUAACAGAUAUGAAUUUUCUUGUUUUCAUUUUUAAUCAAAGAGAGAAAUAAAACUUGCUUCUCAAUUGGAUGGGGGGCUGACAUUAGAAGGUAGUAAUAGUCUUUACUUCAAAACAAAAUUUGCCAAAAAAAAAAAAAAGGAAGGAAGAAACUUUUCUGACCCAAGAGACCCUUUCUUAGCUCUUCUUAGGACAGUCCUGUCUCCUCCUGGGUCUCCAGCCACCCUGAGGACCGUUGGGAAAAGCACCUUAGAAGCUGUAUGUAGUGACCUGGAGACUGCCUGCUCUUAACUGACAGAUCAUCUGCAAUGUCUGCUGAACAACGUGGGCGUUCUCGGAGUUUGUGAUUUUGCCAUUCUAGGGCAGAUGAAUGCUUUAAUUUUUUUGAACUUUUUAAAAAUUCAGAGUCUCACAACUCAGUGUUGCAUCAGGCUGUAUAAUACCACGACAUCCAAAGAGAGAGAGACAACUCAAUGUGGUAUCAACAUUUUAGGAAAAUCUUGAAAUUUCAUUUCAGUUCCCUGUGUCUCUGGUGGUUUGCCUAAACCUACAAAUGUCACCUUCUUAUCUAUAAACAUGAAGAAUAUCCUACAAUGGAAUCCACCAGAGGGUCUACAAGGAAUUGAAGUUACUUAUACUGUGCAAUAUUUCAUAUAUGGGCAAAAGAAAUGGCUGAAUAAAUCUGAAUGCAGCAAUAUCAGUAGGACCUACUGUGAUCUUUCUGCUGAAACUUCCGACUAUGAGCACCAAUAUUAUGCCAAAGUUAAGGCCAUUUGGGAAGCAAAUUGCUCCAAAUGGGCUGAAACUGGACGAUUCUAUCCUUUUUUAGAAACACAAAUCGGGCCACCAGAGGUUGCUCUGACUACCGAGGAGAAGUCCAUUUCUAUCGUCCUGACGGCCCCAGAGAAGUGGAAGAGAAAUCCAGAAGACAGUUCUGUUUCCAUGCAACAAAUCUACUCCAAUCUGAAGUAUAACGUGUCCAUAUGUAAUACUAAAUCAAAUAGAAUGUGGUCCCAGUGUGUGACCAACCACACGCUGGUGCUCACCUGGCUGGAGCCGAACACUCUGUACUGCGUCCACGUGGCGUCCUUCGUCCCCGGGCCCCCUCGCCCAGCUCGGCCUUCUGAGAAGCAGUGUGUCAGGACUUUGAAAGAUCAAUCUUCAGAGUUCAAGGUUAAAAUCAUCUUCUGGUAUGUUUUGCCAAUAUCUGUCACCGUUUUUCUUUUUUCUGUGAUGGGCUAUUCCAUCUACCGAUACAUUCACGUUGGCAAAGAGAAACACCCAGCAAAUUUGAUUUUGAUUUAUGGAAAUGAAUUUGACAAAAGAUUCUUUGUGCCCGCUGAAAAAAUCAUGAUUAACUUUAUCACCUUCAAUAUUUUGGAUGAUUCUAAAAUUUCUCAUAAGGAUAUGGGUUUACUGGAAAAAAGCAGUGAUGUAACGUUGGAUAACCUUAAAGAUACCGAGCCCAGUGGGGACCCGGAGCCAGCAGGGGAGGAAGAGGAGGUGGAACACUUAGGGUACGCUUCGCAUUUGAUGGAAAUUUUCUGCGACUGUGAGGAAGACACCAAAGGUACUUCCCUCUCCCAGCAGGACUCACUCAGCAGCACAAUACCCACCCAUACAACAGGCACUGGGUAUGAAUAUGACAUAAGAACCGCUGACAUUCGUGUGGGGCCUGAAGAUCCAGAGCUCAGUCUGCAGGAGGAAGCUUCCACACAAGGAAGAUUAUUCGAGCAACAGGCAGCCUGGGCAAACUUGGGCCCACAGACGUUACUGCACUCAGGCACCCCUGAGCUCAGAGACUUACAACGUCAGGCGCAGGAGCACACAGACUCAGAAGAGGGGGCCGAGGAAGAGCCAUCGGCGACACUGGUCGAUUGGGACCCUCGGACCGGCAGGCUGUGUAUACCUUCACUGUCUGGCUGUGACCAGGACGCCGAGGGCUGUGAGCAUCCUGAGAAAGAUUGUCACAUGGAGGAGGAGGGCCUUUUAGCCCGACUCCAUGAGGAGCAGGCCACAGACAAGCCACCAGAGGAAAAUGAAACCUAUCUCCUGCGAUUUAUGGAGGAAUGGGGGUUGUAUGUCCAAAUGGAGAACUAACGCCAAAACUUCCCUUUGCCAGACCCCUCGUGUGACAUGGCCUGUGAGCGCAAACAAAUGAGGGACCUGACAAUAAAGCACCUUCCUGGGAUAAAAGAAGUUUGUUCAGAUUUUUCAGUGUGAGUGAGAAUCACUUCUUCUCUCUGUGCUCAUAGCGCUUGCUUGGUCCUGCCGCCUGCAGGUGGUUGGUUCACGCUCGUGGGUCUCCCGCCAUGGUGGUGGGCACCUAGAAUGCAGUGGCUGGCCCGUUGCCUUAUACAGAGGAUGCAGUUAAUAAAUGUUUGCCAGGCCGGGUGCAGAAUUUA